This is a messenger RNA of Colias croceus (clouded yellow), 4485 nucleotides long. Its product is annotated as monocarboxylate transporter 13-like. The record is from RefSeq and is a predicted model, not a curated record. Gene Ontology annotation, molecular function: monocarboxylic acid transmembrane transporter activity. The transcript has 8 exons. NCBI's taxonomy places the organism in Eukaryota, Metazoa, Arthropoda, Insecta, Lepidoptera, Pieridae. Gene Ontology annotation, biological process: transmembrane transport; monocarboxylic acid transport. The coding region runs from base 248 to 2230 and encodes 660 amino acids.
CAUUCAUUUUUAUAUUUUUCAUUCAUUGUUAGAAGAACCGUACGGUGUGUGUGAUGUAGUAAAAUCGAAUUUAUUUUUAUUGUGAAUUUUGAUUUUGUGUAAAUGGGUGUUGGUGAAAAUCGGUGGUGUUAAUGUGAAGUGUUUUAUUUUUUUGUAACUGAAAAUAUUGACCGGUUCCAAGCAACCAGAAGACUGACUAUGUUAUAUAGGCAACAUUCCCUACGAACACGACACCGCCGCUGACGUGAUGGCGGCGCCGGCGAUCGCGCAAGGGCCGGUGGACGAGGCGCAGGAGACGCUGCUGGUGAAGAACCAGCCUUUGGUCGUCUCCGCAAAGUCCUCGAAGAAAGUAACGCUACAAGAGGACGACGAUGGCAAGGUGGGCCGGUUCACGAUCGGGCCGGCGCCGGAGCGCGACUGGGAGAUGGUGCCGCCCGACGGCAAGUGGGGCUGGUGCGUGCUCGUGGGCGCAACCCUCGUUAACAUCCUAAUACCGGGCACGAUAAAGUCCUUCGGAGUGCUGCUCGUCGAGUUCAACGAUGUCUUCGAGGCGAGUGCAUCCGCGUCGUCUGGAAUAGUGGCGUUAUGCUACUUUUUGUACAGUAGUUUGGGUCCACUCUCGUCAAUUCUCUCCGUGAAAUGGUCGUACAGAACGGUGACGCUCAUAGGUGGCAGUUUCGCUGCGUUCGGCAUGAUAUUCAGCAGCUGGGCGUUUUCUAUAGGUUAUUUGUAUUUUAGUUUCGGUGCGAUGGUCGGCACGGGCGCUGGUUUAGCUUUCCCGCCAACAGUUUACAUAGUGACGUCAUACUUUGUCCGUUUGCGCGGGCUCGCUAACGGUAUAUGUAUGUCCGGUUCCGCCUUCGGGAGUAUCAUACUGCCGCCUGUGUUGCGCUAUCUAUUGGAGACCUAUGGAUAUAAGGGGGCAGUACUUAUCUUGGGGGGGAUAAUGCUAAACGUAUGGGCUGCUGCGUUACUAUUCCAACCCGUGGAAGAACACAUGGUGAAGAAGUUUAAGGAGCCGGUCGAUGAUGAAGAGGGACCCCAGCUGGAAACAUUCAUCGAAGAAGACCCUAACGAGCUGAAUCUAUCCAACCCCAAAUUAGUUCUAACAUCUGAAGACGACCACACAGAAAAAUAUCCCAAUGGCUCCCCAUCAAUAUACAAGCCUAGAUCCCACGCUAACCUCGACGAUAGAGCUGACUUCAUUCGAUCAGCCAGCGGCACACAAUUCUCAAAACACGAAGAGAGAAAUCGGAAAAUAUCGACAGCAUCCAAACACGGAAUACAGCACAUCUCUAGCAAAAUAUCGAAUCAUUUACCGAGCAAUCCGUCACUAUUAGAAUCGGUUCCGGAAGGAAAAUCUAGCCGAGUAAAUUCACAAGAUGGUUUUGGUAAAAAGUUAGUUCUACCAAAAACGCCGAAACGUAGCCCGUCUACAUCUAGUUUUCAAUACAUGUCUACACCUUUUCACGGUUCUACGCUGUCCGCUUUCGAGAAACCAAGCGAAUUUGCGUCUCAAUUUAGUCUUAAAUCAGUAACAGACAGCCUAGCCCCUAUAUCUUACUGUUGCGGUUGCAAAAAGCGAAAAGACGAUGAUUCUAAAAAGGAACCUAAUAAAUACUUUGAUGUACAACUGUUAAAAGAUCCCAUUUAUUUAGUAAUACUUAUUUCGAACUGCACUUGCGCCAUAUCGUACACGAAUUUCAUUAUUUUAGUGCCGUCUUACGCGAAAGAAUGCGGUUUUGACAAAACAUUAGGCGCGUAUUUAUUAUCUAUAAUUUCCGCGUUAGAUUUGGUCGGCAGAAUUGGCGGUUCCGCGCUGUCAGAUAUCGUUUCGACACCGAAACGUUAUUUUUUUAUAACCGGUUUGUUAUUUUCCGGUAUCAGUUUGUCUAUGAUACCGCUAGUGUCGUCCUAUUCGGCUAUAAGCGCGUUUUGUUGCGUUUUCGGUAUCGCAUCGGGUAUCAACGUUGGUGUAACUGCAUUGGUUAUGACGGAAAUGUUAGGUACGGAACGAUUGAUGUCGUCGUACGGUAUUAGUUUGUUUGUAAACGGUAUCUUACAGUUGAUUGGUCCACCGAUUUGUGGCGCGUGGUUCGAAUAUACGAAGUCGUAUAAGUCCCUGUUCGUUACAUUAGGUUUUAUAUUAAUUUUUGGCGCGUCGUUGUGGAUUUUUGUACCGAUAAUCCAUAGACGACGCAGAAUGCGUGAGAACGCGGAAAAAGCAUAGUAUACGCUUACCAUAGAUAAAUGGUUGAUGGGAUACAAUUACUUUUUUAUCUGUGCGCUUUUUAUUUUUUUGACUUGAUUUGAAUAACAAAAUUUCCGUAUUUGUUGCAAUUUAAUAAUUAUUGCUUGAUUAUUCGUUUUUAGUUUUAGAAAUAUAUGUAUAAUGAAAUUAGGCUUAAAAUUAUGUGUAUGUAUCGGUUUUAAAUAAUUUUAUUUGGUUUUAAAAUACAAUUCUUUGUUUUUAGAUUUUAAGUAGAACGCUUUACGCUAACUAUGUACCAAUCGAAAUAUAAUUAAUAAUUGUUAAAGCAAGUGGUACUAAAGAGCAAAAAAUAAUGCCUCAUUUAUUAAAAAUUAAAAAAAAUACUCUAUACUAUUCAGCCCCAAUUUAAGAAAAUAAUCAAAAUCACAGAUUUGGACUAAAAAAGGGCUGUCAAUAGCAUUCUAUGAAAAUAUAUAAUUUGUCUAUGGUCUAAUUAAAAAAAAAACAUAUUUUGAAUGGUGCAAACCGUGUUCAUUAUUUAAAACUCAAAUCAUGGAAACAGUAUUCAAUUUUAUUUUUCACUCGAAUAUUUUUCUAAUAAUUGAAUUGUAUAUUGUGAUAUAUUUGUGAUCCUUUUAAAUGUAAACAGAAAUCUCAUUAAAUACAAAUGAAUGGAGAUAGUUUUCAAUUUUUAAAUGUAUAGCCAAAUUUUUGAACGAAUCAUAGAUAACAAAAAAUUAGUGUCAAAAGGAUAUUAUAACCGAUACUUUUUUCUUAUUAUGGCAAUAAGUACAUGCCAGUGUCGAAAAAUAUAUGAUUUGUAUUGUUAACAAUUUGGCUAUUUAUUUAAAUUUAACCUCGUGCAAUAUGAAAGUUAAAUAAAUAGUUAAAUACUAUUGCAUUUAGUCAAAUAGACAUAAUAGUGAAUUUUCUAGAACCACUGAAUUCAAAUGAAUUUCUAUAAAUAUUCAAUUUAAUAAAACCAAUAGGAGUUAGAAUAGAAAUUAAGGCCUAUUCAAACUAUUUCACGCAAUUAAAUCUCUUACCUAGUAUAUUUUAGAGACACUAAUCGCGUACCAAAACGAGUACUGUAGCGAACAGCUGAUCGGUACGCGAUUAGAGUCUCUAUAAUAUACUUAGUAAGAGAUUUAAUCGCGUGCCAUACGCGGUAGUGGAUACCGCUCUAGUUUGAAUAGCCCUUUAUAUUUAAUGUUCACGAUUGGUCCAAAAUAUUAUGUAUUUUUUGGAAUCCAAUUAUCAAUUCAUACUUUCGAAACAGAUAUUAAUUUAUUCUCACGAUAAUUAUCUGAAAAUGUACUUAAAUUUCAACUUCGUGAUACCUAUAUAAAAAAGUCACAAAGAAGAAUUUAGAUCCUACAGUUUAAAUUAAAAAUAAAUAUUGUAUAUAAUUAAAAACAUAACGCUUAAUCUGUCAAUUUAUAUUCCCAAUGCCUUAUAAAAUAUUACAAAUAAAAUGAUAAGAGCCAAUUCUUAUAAUUGUAAGAAAAAAGUUACCAAAUGUUACCAUAUAAAAAUAGCUUUCAACUGCAUGUGAAAUACUUCAAAGUUUAAAUAAAAUGUAACAUGUUUUUUAAAUUAAAAUUAAUGAACUUGCUAAAUAAUAAUUUAGUUAUAACCCAAAUUAAUCAUUUGUUUGUUAAAAUGUUGCUGCUAAUUGGAAUAAAAUUUGGUAAAAAUAUUAAAAAUGCUGGUAACGUUGAAAAUUGUAUGCAUUAGCUUUAAAAAGUUGGAACAAAGUCGCCAAAAGAUCUAAGCUUUGUACAAAUUUUAUGAUUUUUAUAACAUUUACUUAAUAAUUUUAUAAAUGUAUUUUCAGUGGUAGAAUUAUUAUUAAGUUUAAUUUAGUUUUAUUGUAUUCAAAAGAUUAAUUGCGGGGCAAAAACUUGGACAAGAAUGUUGAAAAUAUCUUCCAUCUUGUCCGCCGAUUCGCGCCAAAAUAACUUACGAAUAAACUAAUUUUAUAUAUAUUUAGUUCAAUUUUUCACCGUAAGUAAUAGAAUUAAAUAUUUUUAUUUCUAUUACAUAUGGCAGGUUACUUAAUAAUUUUAGUUAUUAAUUUUUAUUAGUUAUUUUACUUAUUUUAUAUUUCGACGAUUUUUCGAUGUUAUAGUUAUUAUUAAGUUAAAGGUAAAGCCUACAAAUCUAAAUAAAAAUGUCCAUUUUAGGUCUAUUGUAUGAUAUUCUAGAUCUACUUAACAAUGUAUACAGGUUUUGUAAUUUUUAAAUAUUUGUAAUAAAUUAUAUUUUUAUUC